ACAUCCAAAAAUCAUGACCCAGCAGAAUCCUUAUCCUUAUAUGUAUCUCUAUUUCAUUCUCUACGUCUGUUUUGGGUCCCCAGGUGGAGGGAGUGAAAAAAGCGCUCCCUACAUAUGUAAAAUUACAAUUUACACCUCAAAAAAAUUGACACGUCAGCCCUCUAAGGGGGAGACGAAUCGUGGAGAUCAUUCGCGACAUACGAUUCGAAGUUUCUCCAGUGCUUUCUCUAUUCUCCAUGGGUGUCGUACUGAAGAAAUCGACAAAAACAGCCCUCCUCCACUAGCCAUAUCAUAUGGAGACUCAAAUGCAUGAUGAAAGCAUGGACAAGCCAAAAGUUAGAAAGGCAGAAAAUUAUACGGUAGCGGAAGACCUCAUUUUAAUCGCGGCUUGGGAACAUACUAGUGAAGAUGUCGUGAUUGGAACUGAUCAAGCAAAAGAACAAUAUUGGACUCGAGUGUGGAGAGAGUAUCUUUCGAAUGCAAGUAGUUAUCCCUAUCGACCGGAGAAAUCAAUAAUCAAUCGAUUCAGCAUUAUCCGGACUAAAUGCUUAAAGUUUUCUGGAAUUGUUCAGAGCAUUGAGUAUGCGAAUCCGAGUGGAAUGACUGAGCAAGACAAGCUUAAUCAAGCCAUUAAAGCAUGGUCUACUGAGGAGAAGGAAAGAGGUGUCUUCAAGUUUUUACAUUGUUAUCAAGCGCUCAAGAAUUCUCCGAAGUGGAUUACAGAAGUGGUGCACCCCUAG
Molecule: messenger RNA, 740 nt
Organism: Tripterygium wilfordii
Lineage: Eukaryota; Viridiplantae; Streptophyta; Magnoliopsida; Celastrales; Celastraceae
Exons: 3
Coding region: 294-740 (148 amino acids)
Source: RefSeq, a predicted model, not a curated record